AUGUUAGUAGCAGUUCAUCAAGAUGAUGCAGAUAUUUUGUUGAAACAGAAAAACAUACUAGAUGAUGGAGUUAUAGAAAAAUAUAGAGUAGCAGGUCAAAUAUCUCAAACAGGAUUACAAUAUAUAAUUUCAUUAAUUAAUAAUUCAUAUCACUUAAAAACUACAGAUAAAUUAUCGAUACAACAAUUAUGUUUAUUAUCAGAUUCAUUUUUAACAGAUUUAUUAUCAAAACGAUAUGUGAAUAAAGUAAAUGAAAAAGGAAUUGCUGCACCAACUACAAUAAAUGUAAAUGAAUUAUUGAAUGGAUUCGCACCAGAAAUAGAUGACGAGAGAGAAUUAUAUUUAAGUGAAGGAGAUGUUGCUACAAUCAGUUUAGGAGUUCAAAUAGAUGGUUAUACAUCACAAUUAAGUCAUACGAUUGUAAUAUAUCCAACAGAAAAUGCUAAACCUAAUGGUCCCUUAUUAGGAAAUAAUGCAGAUGCAUUAUGUGCAACUCAUAUAGCAACGGAGGCAGUUUCAGCAUUGAUUGGAUGUUCUUUAUCUCCUGAAAAAUUACCACAACAAUUAAAAAACACGAGUAACACAAUUAAUGGUAGUCAGAUACGUCAAUUAGUUGAUGCAAUUGCUGAUUCUUUCAAUUGUAUAGUUGUACCAGGUUCCAAAGUUAGACGAAUCAGAAGAUUUUUAGCAGGACAAGCGGAAGGGAUAGUUGCAGAGCGUGAUUUCAAAGGAGUUGUUUGGGAUGAAUCACAUCAAGAAGCUAGAUUUUUGAAACAGGGAUCAAUGGAAUUAAGUACAGAUGUUAAAAAACCAAGAGCAACAAAUAGUUCAUCAGCUAUACCAUCAGAUGAUUUUAUAAUUGUUCCAGGAGAAGUAUAUCAAAUUGAAAUAAGUAUGAGUGGUGUUCAAAAUGAAUUAGGUAUUGUUACAACACAAGAAAUUGAUAAUUUUUCUGGAAAAAAUUAUAAACAAGAUUUUAACUCAAAACCAUCAAUUUUCGUUCGUGAUUUUGCAAUAGUUCAUCAAUUAAAAUUAAAAACAGCAAGAAAAUUAUUAGGACAAAUUGACAAAUCAUUUUCAGUUUAUCCUUUUAAAUUAGAUUUUGCAAGUAGUUCUUUUCCCAUAGUAGUCACAGAAUCUGAAGAACAAAUUAAAAAUCAAAUUGAAUCAGUUAAACACGAAUUAAAAUCAUUUAGAUUAGGAUCAGCAGAAUUAAUAAAUCGUCAUUUAAUACAACAAAAACCAAUACAAAUUACAAAAUUCAUUCCAUUAGAGGAAAUAUUAUUAACAUCAAAUCCAACUGGUAAACAUGGAAUUGAUGCUUCAAAACCAGUAUUACCAGGUAUGGAAAUACCGUUACCACAAUUAGGUAUAUCUUCAAUAAAAUUAAAAUCAUUAUUAAAAUUAGGUACAAAUAUUUCAAAUGUAAAAGAAUCAACAACUAUUUUAAUUAAUGAUCAAUCACAAGAAGUUAUAAGAUUAAAUGGUGGUGAUGAAAAUUUUAAAUGUAAUUGGGUUCAUUCAAAUUAUAAAUUAUCAAAUGAAUUAAAUGAUAUUAUAAAUCAUUUAAUACAAUUAACUAAAGAUAAAAGAUUUGGUAUAAAAGUUAAAGAAAUUAAUCCUUAUAAAUUGAAACAGCAUAAUUUAGCAGUUGAAUCAAUGCAAAUAGAUUAA
Messenger RNA from Lodderomyces pseudojiufengensis, 1674 nucleotides. It is a transcript of the gene ARX1, whose product is annotated as putative hydrolase. The transcript has a single exon. The coding region runs from base 1 to 1674 and encodes 557 amino acids. Lineage: Eukaryota; Fungi; Ascomycota; Pichiomycetes; Serinales; Debaryomycetaceae. The record is from RefSeq and is a predicted model, not a curated record.